AUGGGUAACUGCGUUAAGGAAGAUAGCAUGAGUGACAAGGAUGAGCUUCAUGUUUCUGAAGCCUCCGUGUACAUUGAGAAGGAAAAACUUUUUCGGAAGGUGGAUCUUCAUAUCCUUCCGCUGAUGGUGGUCACUUACGGAUUGCAAUUUAUGGAUAAACUGGCUUUGGGUCAGUCUUCCGUUUUCGGUCUGAAAAAAGAUUUGGGUCUAGUGGGCCAAGAUUACUCAUGGACGUCGUCGAUCUUCUAUUUUGGUUAUAUGCUUGGAAAUUUGGUGAGUGUCAGAGUCCUUCAAAUAGUUCCAAUUGCAAAGUUUGUCUCAGUCUCGGUCUGUCUGUGGGGAAUCACGCUAGCUUGCUCGGGAGCUUGUCAAAACUAUGCUGGAAUUCUUGCUGCCAGAUUCUUCCUAGGUCUUCUUGAGAGUGUUGUGAGUCCUUCAUUUAUGUUGAUUACGGGUAUGUGGUGGAAGCCAGAACAACAAUCUGCCAGAUCGGGAAUCUGGUUUGCCGGUAACGAUGCCGGUGCAAUCGUUGGAUCUUUCCUGUCGUUUGGUCUGGGUCACAUUACUGGAAAGCUAUCUCCAUGGAGAUACAUUUUUAUCGUUUACGGGUGCAUCACAUUUGUGUGGAGUUUCGCUCUCUUCUUCUUCCUCCCAGAUUCUCCGUCUAAGGCCAGCUUUCUCACGGAAGCGGAGAAACAAUUCUAUGCUGAGAAUAUGAAAAACCAGAAGGUGGAGAAUGACUGGAGUUGGGACGAGCUGUUCUCUUGUGCAAAGGACAUCAAUUUGUGGCUUCUGCUUGGAUCCGUUGUGCUUUCUAUCUUGCCGAAUAGUGGAGUUCAGAGCUAUGGAAAUAUUAUCUUGCACAACUUCGGAUUCAGCGCCAUAAAUACGACGUUGCUCAAUUUGCCGGGCUCUGUAAUUGCUUGGACGGCUAUCACCGGAUCUGGAGUCAUUGCCAGCAAAAGGAAAGGGCUCAGAUGUGUGACGAUUUCUGUGUGUUGCAUGUUUGGAAUCAUCGGAGGAUGUCUCAUUUACAAGGGUCCAAAUCUGGGAGCCAAAUUGACUGGAUUCUAUUUUGUCUUAGUCCAGACCGCAACGUUCCCAUUGUUGCUGUCGAUGGCCUCGUCCAAUUUCGUUGGUUCGACAAAAAAGACUAUUGUCAGCAAUUCUAUGUUCCUGAUUUACUGCGCCAGUAACAUUGGUGGACCACAACUCUUCCGCAGCCAAGAUGCCCCAACAUACACGUACGCUUUCAGAUCAUGGGUCAUCUGCUUUUGCUUGAACGUCGCUGUUGCGGUGGUAAUGGCCAUCAACUUACGCAUCCAAAACAAAAGACAACAGGUCUCUUCAGAUGGCGUUCCUGAGUUCGAGUACUUAUAUUAA
This is a messenger RNA of Ogataea haglerorum, 1383 nucleotides long. RefSeq lists its product as uncharacterized. Gene Ontology annotation, molecular function: allantoate transmembrane transporter activity; dipeptide transmembrane transporter activity. Bases 1 to 1383 code for a protein of 460 amino acids. Lineage: Eukaryota; Fungi; Ascomycota; Pichiomycetes; Pichiales; Pichiaceae. The transcript has a single exon. Gene Ontology annotation, cellular component: plasma membrane. The record is from RefSeq and is a predicted model, not a curated record. Gene Ontology annotation, biological process: dipeptide transport; tripeptide transport; transmembrane transport.